GGUUACAAUUAUUGAGAUAACCAGUUCACCGUGACAAUUUAAACAUACUUCAAGUAGACUAAACUUUAUUUAAAGACUACUGGAGUAUUAAUGGGUUUGACUUGAGUGCGGUUUUCAAUUCAUUCGUGAGUUUCAAGUUGGGCAGUUAAUAAGUGCUUUAACAACCAGCAAGACUUCAGUAACUGUUGUCUUAUUGUAUUGUUGUAAAUCUGGUACAAUUCACCUUCACUCUCAUCAUAACAAACCUACCUUACCAAUAAGAUAGUGUUUACUGGAGUACAGCCAAAUUAGUAUUCUGUUAUUUACAGAAUCAUUUCUGGUUUCUCUGGGUUUGUGUUUUGUGAUAGUGUUUACAAGUGAUUAUCAACUGGUUUAUCAACAUAAUUGAUAUAAUUUAUUGAUUCAGCAAUCCUAGACAAAACAUUUAAAUUGCCAAGGAAAUUUCACCUUUACUCAACCAAUCCUCAAAUCUGGUGAUUUUCAUCUUCUAUAAAAGAUACAGAUUCAUAGAAGAUAGGGUUUUGAUUCCCAUUUGCCAUCAGUUGUUUUUCAAGUAAUCAUUUAAUCUUCAAAUAUCCGUUAAAUACAAGUAUCUUUCAUCAAUAUUGAUCAACAAUACUAACAACAUCAAAUCUCUUGUUGUGAAGUCAAGCCCUCUAAAAUAGUAAAUCGUUUAAAAUUAAAAAUGGCCUAUGUCCGUGGAACACUUCGAUCUCUUCUUGAAAUGCCUUUAAAAUCAGCUCCACCGAUGGUUAAACUCAACCUUUCAACAUUAUCAGUUCAUCAUGACCAAGAUUCAAAUGAAUUCACCAUCAGCUGUGGCAAAGGAGGUGACAAAGCCGUUCUAAAUUAUGAAUAUUUAGCCAAUGAUUUGGUUGAAUUGUAUCACACUGAGGUACCUGUUACAUGUCGUGGCCAAGGAGUCGCUAAAUUAUUGGCACAAGCUGCGUUUCAAUUCGUUGUUGAUAAUAAUUUAAGAGCUAAAGUUACCUGUACUUAUUUACAACGAUUCCUAUCCAAAAAUCCUGAGCGUGAAUUUCUUAAACAUGUUGUAUCUUAAAUCGGAAUUCAAUGCUUCAGCCACAUGUGAAUGGAAUGUACUUAAUGCUCCUCUCUCUAUCAUCUCUCCAAUCAUCUAUCAAUCAACAUGACAACUUCAAAACUGAGCCCAAAUUUUUAUGAUAAAACAUUUAGUUUAUCAUUUAAAUGGAUAAUAAAUUUUGGAUCUGUUAUAUUGUAAUUCAACCAUGUAACCCUUAGCUCUGUAUCUAAACUAGAUUGGGAAUUCCAAAGUAUUUUCUAUUCUACAUUCAAACAACUCUCGCCACUUGAUAUGAUGUUAAUUUUCCAGUUUAUUCUUGAUUCUAACAAACAUUUACAUCAAAAUUCAUUCAAAGCCAAAGUUUUUUAGUUUACAGUCAACAUUGAGAAACUGCUCAUCACUGAAAAUAGCUUAUUUUCACUAUUUGCCUAGCAAAAUAAUUCACCAUUUUCAAUCUUGUUUGAUUUAUAAAUUUUAGUUAAAUUAGAAAACUCAUGAAAUGAGUGAUAUUUUAUGAAAGAAAAUGUAAUUUUGUUAGUUAAUUAAGAAAUUUCAAUGAAAAUUGAUUAAAAAUUAACCCCUCCUCAAUAGGGACCAUUAAAUAAAUUAACCGCAGUUUCUCAAUGGUGACUGUAUCUACAUUUAAUGCUGUAUAUGUAGCGCAAAACAUACCUAUUUUGAAAUAAAGUUCAACUUAUGUAAAAUUAA
Messenger RNA from Tetranychus urticae (two-spotted spider mite), 1750 nucleotides. The record is from RefSeq and is a predicted model, not a curated record. Lineage: Eukaryota; Metazoa; Arthropoda; Arachnida; Trombidiformes; Tetranychidae.